AUGGCGGCCAUGCCGUUCGUCAGUGAGGGAAAAUGCGUUAGUGUGGAGUGGGACUUCCUGCAAGGACUCCUCGCCAAACCGCCCACCCUGCCCUGUUUACAAAACCUGCGGAAGGAGAAGUCCCGAAAUGCGGCUCGCUCUCGUCGUGGUAAAGAAAACUUUGAGUUUUUCGAGCUGGCCAAAAUGCUGCCUCUCCCCGGCGCCAUCACCAGCCAGCUAGACAAGGCCUCAGUCAUCCGCCUGACAAUCAGCUACCUGCACAUGAGGCAUUUUGCCAGUCAGGGUGACCCGCCCUGGAGCCCCCUGCUGGAGGGGGACAAUAACUGCAACAAGGUGCGAAGAAGCAGUCACUCACUGGCCACUGAUAUAUUCGAGCAGCACCUGGGAGCACAUCUGUUACAGUCUCUGGAUGGGUUUGUCUUUGUGGUCAGUCAAGAAGGCCGUUUCCUCUACAUUUCUGAGACGGUGUCGAUUUACUUGGGCCUCUCACAGGUGGAAUUAACUGGCAGUAGUGUAUUUGACUACAUCCAUCCUGCAGACCAUGUGGAGAUGGCAGAGCGACUGGGAAUUAAGCCACACCUCCGCACAGAGGCGGGCUGUCAGACUGCCCAGGAAAGUGCUUCAAGUUCUGCUUCCACAUCCUCAUUGGCUGGCACACCGGAACCAGCCCCCUCCAGUCCACUGUCAUCCGGAGAUGAACAAGCAGAGCGAGGUUUCUUUGUCCGGAUGAAAUCCACCCUUACUAAGCGUGGCCUACAUGUCAAAUCCUCUGGUUAUAAGGUGAUCCACGUUACUGGCCGGAUUCGCUGUCGGCCAGCUCUGGUCCCAGGCUCUUCACGCUCACUCCACCGGCCAAUGGGAUUGGUCGCUCUUGCUCACACACUCCCGCCCUCCACUCUUAAUGAGGUGCGCAUGGAGAGUCACAUGUUCGUGUUUCGGGUCAACAUGGAUCUUCAGAUCACCUACUGUGAGAACAGGAUCUCAGAAUAUAUGGAUCUCAGCCCAGCUGAGGUGGUGGGACACACCUGCUAUCACUUCAUCCAUGUGGAAGAUCUAGACACCAUCAGGCAAAGCCACGAAGACUUGCUGAGAAAGGGUCAGGUUGUGACUGGUUACUACCGCUGGUUGCAGAGGAGAGGCGGGUAUUUGUGGGUUCAGUCAUGUGCCACUGUGUCCAUCAACCACAAAGCACCCCAUGAACGCAACGUCAUCUGGGUCAACUACAUACUCAGUCGGACAGAAACGCCUGACAUGCCACUGGAUUUACUACAACUCCCAGAAACCCUGAAAGCUGAGCGUCUUCGGGCAAGCACUUCCACUCGUGAUAUCUCUCCAAAGGCACAGGGCCCAAACGGUGCCCAGCCAGUGAAGAGUGGAGUUGGAAGAAAUGAGUCUGAGCGCAAAGGGAGAGACUCAUACACUCACCCUACUGUUAACCAAUCAGAUAACAGGAGAAAGAGGCCUCAUCAUUCCAGCCCUGAAAACACACCUCCACAAACAAGGAGACGACUCGAGGUGUUCCGACAUGGAGAGGACAGCCUGUCGGGCUCCUCGGACUCAGCCAGUGACAGUGAAGUUGAAGAAGAGGAAGAGGAGGACAAGGAAGAUGAUUGGGAGCACAAUGGCAACAGCAAGAGGCUGAAGACUGAUGCGGGAGCCUCUAAGAAGAACAGUGAGGUGGGGAAAAUCCGUAAUGGUCGUGCUGUAAUCCAACAGCUGAAGAGCGUGGUGACCAGUACUGCCAGCUCUAAUGUUAAAACUGAGCAGGAGAUGUUGAGCACUGGAGUUUGUUCAGUCACUGGAGGGCGAUGGAGCAACACCCAGCCCACCAGGGGUAUAAAUGGCAGCAGCCCUCCAUCCCAAGAAUCCGAAUCAGUCACUACAGAAGCUCCAGCUAAGGGUCUUUUCAGCCCUCCCUCACCCAUCUCAGCUUCGCCCCUGCCCAGGGAAGAUCGUUCCCUCCAUGGAGGCCGCACACCUGAUUAUGAGCUUCUUCAGAGAUUAGCUGCAGGUGGAGCAGCCGGGCGUGUACUGUUCCACCCUCUCGCUCUUGGCCCUCCAGGGCCUCAGAGCCUUUACGCUCCGAGCACCAUCCGCUACGCCCCUGCAGAGCUGCCCACUGCUCAUACUGAGGGGCCACGCCUGGACCACGCACCCAAAUCACCCACUUUCUUUCCACACCUGCAGAGAAUCACUGCUCUACCACCCUUCAGUGGCUUCUCUCCUUCAGAGCCUCCCUUCGCGCCAUCCCUUCCCUUCUGCAUGAACGGAUUGAGAGGAGCAGCAGGGACAGAUGAAGACUGAGAAAACAGAGACUGUAAAUAAGAGAGAGAGGAAAGAGAUAGGUAGCACAACACUGGAAAAAAAAUACUGAAGGAAAUGAGAGGGAAGGGAUGCAGGCUUGUCAUACAGUCUUCCCAGCAUCCUUUCCAGGUAGCUCAUGCAUUUGCACAGGUCUUCCUCUCUCUGGAUAUGCAGGAAAAGCCAUAUUGUACAAAUGGAGAUCAUCAUCCAUGGACAGACAUGUUCAUCGAAAACACCAGAAGGGAAUAUUUACAUUUAAUUAAAGAAAGGAACCUUUGAGUGCAAAGGCAUAUCAGGACAUUUGCUAAACAAGAAAAAAAAAUCCUAGGCUGAAAUAAGAAAGCACAGUCCCUUCCUGGAGUAAUCAUGACUAAACCUCUUUUACAGAUUUAAACACUAGUAUUUUUUUUCUACAAAAACAUGCAGUAUUAAUCUCUUAUUCUCAUAAGCAUACAAGAAAUGAAUAACUUCAAACAGUGCAAGCAUAUUUAAAAUAUUUGAUAUUUAAAGACUGCAUACAUGC
Messenger RNA from Neoarius graeffei (lesser salmon catfish), 2827 nucleotides. It is a transcript of the gene npas1, whose product is annotated as neuronal PAS domain protein 1. The transcript has 11 exons. Bases 1 to 2304 code for a protein of 767 amino acids. Gene Ontology annotation, biological process: regulation of transcription by RNA polymerase II. Gene Ontology annotation, molecular function: DNA-binding transcription factor activity, RNA polymerase II-specific; RNA polymerase II transcription regulatory region sequence-specific DNA binding; protein dimerization activity. NCBI's taxonomy places the organism in Eukaryota, Metazoa, Chordata, Actinopteri, Siluriformes, Ariidae. The record is from RefSeq and is a predicted model, not a curated record.